Seminavis robusta is the source of this 3090-nucleotide messenger RNA. The record is from the annotation of a GenBank genome assembly. Lineage: Eukaryota; Bacillariophyta; Bacillariophyceae; Naviculales; Naviculaceae.
CUUUCGAAGGUUCUACUUCUCGGAGACCAACACCGACCAAACACAAACCAACAAUUGACCAUGGGCGACUGCCGUAUCCGAAUCUUUGUGUCUGGUCUUUGCUCCUCGGAAAGCAACGACAGCAACAACAACAAGCCAUGGCAACUCGUGUUGAACAAGCUGUUUUCGUCCGACACAACGAUUGGGGAAGUCUUGAGUGCUGACGAGUUGUCGCUCUUGUUUGCUGACCAAACCGACAAUGCGUUGUGGGAUUGUACGAUGCAUCCACCCAAAGACAUUACCGAGUGGAUCUUGAAGGACGACAGCAACAAGAACAAGACCCUCUAUGAUGCGGGAUGGUUUCCAUCGGGCACUUUGCGAGUGGCGCGACGCAUCGAUGGCGUUCCCUUGGCGUCGACGCUUCAAACUGACGAUGUUCAAUACAACAAUACCCAACAGGCGACAACCUCUGCCAUGCCCGUGCAACUCGCAGGGACAUUGGCAUCUACCACUGGUACGACAGUGGCAUCCUCGCUGCUGCCAUCCCAAGUAUUGGAAUCCGUGACACGUCGCUUUGACGACGAUGAGACCAUGACGACGUCACAAUCGACUACUACUGCUUUGAGCAAACAACAAAGAGCACUCCAAGAAAAGGAACGAGCCAAACGGCUGGAUGAACGAAUCCAAAAACUAAACGACAAGAACAAACCGGUAUCCGAUCAAGUGCGAAAAAUGCUCAUCAAGAGUCGUGCCACGGGGAGCAAGUCACUGAAACAACAGGAUCGCAUCUAUUUUGACAUUUGCACAAUCAGCAUCGGGCAAGAGGACCAGUGUUUUCGAUACUACUCCAUCCAAGAUACCAUUGGGAAAGGAAUCAUAUCUACAUUCACUUGUUCUUCAUCCAACAAAGAGGAUGAUGUCCAAGCCGAAUUGUUGAUUCGACGCAAGGAGGAGGAAGGUGCCAUCUAUAGACGGCUCCCCAAUUUGAUGCGCGUCUACGAGGCUAUAGAACGGGGCUUUUUGGAAAAGGAACAAGUCAACAAGGUUGUUGUACGAUGGUACGAUACGUCUUCUGAAGAGCCAACAAGUAGUAUCGAAGACGAAGAACAAACCACAGCCACAACCAAUCCAAUGGAUGCGACAACGACGAGUGACGUGGAAAUGACAGAAGUAUCUGAUCCACCGCCAACUACUACUCCUGAGACUAUUUCUUCAGCAUCGUCGUCCAACAAUCCACAAAUGAUACAAGAUGCGGAUUUGGCAGCAUUGCUGACACAAUUGGAUCAAGAAGAGGAAGAAAAGAAGAAGAGCAAAAAGAAGAGCACCAGCAAAACAUCCGCCAAAGUAAAACAAAUGCUCAUCAAGAGCAAGGCCAAGGGAGAUGCCAAACGGGUAAAAAUGCCAGAUCGGUUCUUUUUUGACUUGGUGACAGUUUCAACAACAACUGUAGCCAAAGCCACCAGCCAGUUUUGCUUUUUGGGCCAAAAGGAUCCACUGGGACGGAUUCUACGGGAUUGUGUCAAACCGGCGCUGGGUAACGAUGCGAAUGUGGAACUGCUAGUACCGACCGACGACAUGGCUACUUCCAGCAGUUUUGUUCCAUUGAGCAACUGGAGUACCAUGACGUUUCAAGAAGCACAAAAUGCCAAUUUGCUACAGCCGUUUGGUCGGAUUGUCCUUCGAACAAAACAGUCAUAAAGAGUCAAUUUCUCCUCGUUGCAAAAGCUAUCGUCUUGCACACUUGCUAACAGACCGAUCAUACUUGCUCAAGUAGAAUGACACAACACAUGGAACCCCACAGCAUCUGCCCACGACUCAUUUCACUGUUACCUGACUUACGAAAUUUCUCGGAGGAAUGAUUCAAUCGAUUGAUUCUGAACGAAAAGAGUGCAGCUGUGCAGCUGCCUAGCCUACUACCGUAGCUUCUAUGCCUUACAACUGAGAAUGUUUUGGAAACAAUAGACUUUCUCCAACAACACCUCACCAGUGAAAGAAAUACAAUGAAAGCAAUCAUCAGAAGACAACCAUCAUUAUUGAGUCUGAAAGUUUCCACAUUGAGGUACAAAUUGGAUUGGUUCCAGGAGACUUUUGGGUGGAACAGGCAGGAGCUUCUGAAGGUUGUGUCAAAACAACCAGCUCUUUUGGGCCUUUCAACCCAUGACAAUCUUGAGCCAACACUGGAUUGGUUUCAAGAAACCCUCAACAUGACGCAUGCAAAACUCUCCAAAGUGUUGAAGACAAGCCCACAAUUCCUCCAGUUGAACACGUGCACUUUAGUUCACAGGACAGAAUGGCUACAAGAGCGGUUAGAACUGGAGACAACGGAGGAGAUCUCCAGGAUAAUUUUAAAUUUCCAGCUUUUCUUGUAUUUGAACAAUGACAACAUGGAAAAUAGGAUCAAGUGGCUACAAGCAAGCCUGGAUUUCACCGAGAGUGAAGUUGCCCAUCAUUUUCGGAGAGCACCAGUCUUAUUUUCACUGAGUAUUGAACAGAAUCUGGAGCCAACACUCAACUGGCUAGUGAAUCGGCUUGGCUUUGCAAUGGCUAAAAAAGGUGGUUUCACGCCUUCCCCCUGUUUUGGGCCUUAACAUCCAAGACUCACUUGAGCCAAAGCUAGAGUACCUCCAAACAAAGUUCCAACUCAACGCAGAAGACCUCCUGCUGACCAUGAUUGGGAAGAACCCACCUCUGAUUAGUUUGAGCUGCAGCAACAUUGACAAUACGCUACAGUUCUGUUCCAAAAGUUAUGGAGAAGACAAGGCGCUCCAGCAUGUUAUUGGGAAUCCAGCAUUUUUGGGUGCUUGUCUGAAGAAAAGACUCUUGCCACGGUGGGAGCAAGCUGUUGAGUUGGGGUUUGAAGCAGAGGUUCCAAUAUCUGUGCUUGCAGCGCACACACCAAGAAAGUGGGCUGAUUUUGUGGAAUCAAAGGCUGCAAACUAAUAAACUUGCGGCUGCAAACUGACAAAGGAUUGGAUAUGAAAUGACUGGGAAGAAAUGAGCCUGUCACACUUGGCUACCAGUAGAUUGGAUCAUCAUAACUAACUACUAGAAACAUGUUUUGGCAACACAGCUCCUAUGGAUGAUCUUAUUGGCAAAGUUGCAGAUAGGGCA